Molecule: messenger RNA, 555 nt
Organism: Trypanosoma conorhini
Lineage: Eukaryota; Euglenozoa; Kinetoplastea; Trypanosomatida; Trypanosomatidae
Exons: 1
Coding region: 1-555 (184 amino acids)
Source: RefSeq, a predicted model, not a curated record
AUGGAGUCGUACGUCGUGUCGCUGCUCGCUUCCUCCUUCUCGUGCCGCGUUUUGAGCCGCGCACUCAUUCUCGCCCUGCUCCGGCGGGGUUGUGUGGAGGUCAACCCGGGCCCUCCUCGACGGAGUCCGAGGGAGCAACUCGUUCAGUGGAUGAACGAGAUGCGGCGGGAGCAAGCCCGCCUCGCUCGCCAGAUGCAGGAGGCGGAGGGGCGGCUCCUGGCGCUCGACCUGGAGGCUCGCCGGUCGCGGCAACAAGCUCGGGCAGCUUUGCCUCGGACGGCCACCUUGACGAAGGACGGACCUUGGAAGUACGUGCGGGACACCCGCGGGACACAGCGGGGGCUGCUGCGCUCGGCUACGCCUCACCCCCGGCAGCAGGGCGGCGGCUGCCUGUGUCGAAGACGCCGUGGCUCGACGCCGCCCGCACCCGUCCCCCCCCCCCCAGCCCCCGGCGCCAACACGUCGUACCAACGGCCGGCAACCUCCCCCGAGCACGCUGGAGGCCCUUCACCUUCGUGUCGCUGCCCAUGCGAAGGCGGGGCAGCAAGUGGUUAG